Notolabrus celidotus (New Zealand spotty) is the source of this 6740-nucleotide messenger RNA. It is a transcript of the gene nrip1b, whose product is annotated as nuclear receptor interacting protein 1b. Gene Ontology annotation, biological process: regulation of transcription by RNA polymerase II. NCBI's taxonomy places the organism in Eukaryota, Metazoa, Chordata, Actinopteri, Labriformes, Labridae. Gene Ontology annotation, cellular component: nucleus. The coding region runs from base 855 to 4499 and encodes 1214 amino acids. Gene Ontology annotation, molecular function: signaling receptor binding; transcription coregulator activity. The transcript has 3 exons. The record is from RefSeq and is a predicted model, not a curated record.
ACUGGCGGGCAGGCGGGCGGAGUAGGAGGAGUGUGGCUGUCUCCGCUCACUUCUCCACAGCGAGGGGACUCUGAGAAUAAACAAUUCCCUCAGACUGCACGCUACACACCUCUGCUCGCGUACAGUCGCAGCACAAUAAAAGACGAGGCAUUUUUUUGGACUAAAAAUUGAGAUUUUGAAAGCCUGCCUCGCCUUCCCUGCGUCCUGCUGAGAGUGUCAGGAAGACAGAUGAGACCGUUUUCAGUGGAUUUGCCUCCUCCUGUCGAAUAAUAACGAUGCGCCUCUCCGGCUGACUGUGGGGUGGACAACGCAGGUUAUGUGGCAGCAGUGCAGGGGGAGAAGCUGGGGCUAAGUGAAAAUGCCACUCAUUCCUGAAGAGUCCCUGGCCUCGUCAAGGUCCCCCAUGUGAGAUCUGGGAAGCUGAAAGGCGCCACUGACAGAAGCACAGCCAGGCCUCAGGACGGACAUCCCAAAACAUCCACAGCCACGGAAUGUGUCAACAUCUUUGUGGUGAAAUCCUGCUGACUCCUCGCUUGCUACUCACAUAAGCCUGGAUCUGGGCCUUCUGGGAUCCUACAGUGUUUAAAGGCAUACAACAAUGCCUGGGAGGCCCACCUGCCCCAGUUUGCCUCCAACCAUGCUUGCUGUUACACCACAGCGCUGACUGUACCCACUGCAUAGGGGGAUCACAUCCGGCCAGUGCAUCCGUCAUUUCCCUGCAGGCUAAAUCUGUGGAAUUGCCUGCCCUAUUUUUGGUAUUUAGGAAGUACAUGCCACUGUCAAACAGAUGACCUAGUGGACAUUUGUUUCCCAGUACCAGUGCUGAACCAUACGAGGGGAUCCUAGUAUUGAACAUGACUCAUGGGGAGGAGCCUGGCCCUGAGACACAUAAGGAUUCAGCUGUUCUAACUUAUCUGGAAGGUUUACUGAUGCAUCCAGUGGUAGCCGGGCCUGGGGCCACGGCAAGCGGGAGGUCUGAGGCUGCCCACAGCAACCAGGAGCAGGGGGAUAAAGUAGGUGGACCCUUCCAACUGCCCAGCCAUGGCCCCACAGCUCCCAAGACUGGGACCAAUGGGCCAACUCUAGGUACUUCCCAGCACCUGAAGAAGGCCCGCCUGCUGCGCUCUGGAGCCUGGAAUGAGCCAGGUAACCAGCAGAAGAGUUCCCCCUCAGUGGAGCUGAAUGGCCAAGGGGGUGGCCUGCAAAAUGGAGCACUAGAGGGAUCUCCUCAUGCUGGGGAGAGCACCCUGUUGGCUUCCCUGCUGCAGUCAUUCAGCUCAAGGCUUCAGAGUGUGGCAAUGUCUCAGCACUCCAAUAAAUCGCCCAAUGAGUGUUCCUCUCCACCCAAGGCACCACCUGCAGACAAAGAGCCUCUUCCUGUGUACGAGACAGCUUCAAGCCGUCUAAAGGGCCUAAUGAGGAAAAACAAAAUUCAGAAUCACAGCAACACACCUUACAGUCGCAGGGGGCACAGUCAGGACAGACCACCAGAAUCACCUCGGUCAGCACACAGUGCCACCCCUCCCUCUGCUCCUUCAGCUGCUGAAUCAGUUUCCUGUGCAGAGCGUCUGAAAGCAGUGGCUAACAUGGUGAAAAUCCGUUCUAGUCCAGCACCUUCACCCAAGCCCAGUGUGGCUUGCAGUCAACUGGCUCUGCUGCUGUCUAGUGAAGCCCAUCUCCAACAGUACUCUCGAGAGCAUGCGCUCAAAGCCCAGCUCUCUGGAAGAUCUGCCAGUGAGAGACUAGCUGCCAUGGCAAGCCAGCAGUUUGGCCCAGACACAAGGCCACCUAGCGUGGGAGCAACUCCACCUAGAGCCACAGAGACACUGAGCUCCCUAACAACCCAAAAUGGAAUGACAACAACUUCUACAACAACAACAACACUCCCUCGAACAACUCUUUCUGGUCCACAGAGCCCCUCUUUGCUGCGUGGACACAGCCAAAGUUCCCCAUCCACACCCCCACAUGCCCCAAACAACACUCAUAGCCAACCACUAAGGGAGAAGCGAGGCUUUGACUCACGUCCAACUCGCCCCCCCCAGACAUGCAGCAGUUUGUUGCUACUGCUACUUAAUAACCAUAACAACCAAAAGCAGCUGACAAAGAACGGGCACCUGGAAGACAGCUGUGGGAUUCUACCACCAAGCGGCUCCUCUUCUGUCACAUCGGACAGUGAAUGCUCCACCCAGGAGAGGAGCCUGACAAAGGACAGCAGUGAUGCAGAGAGUUCCUACUCAAGUUGCUCUCCCAUUGACCUUUCCAUUCGGAGCCGGGCAAAUACACAAGAGACAGGGCCCAAAACUUCCUCUUCUUCCUUCUCCUCGUACUCCUCUUCCGCCUCCACCCUCUCCUCUUCAACCACAGUGUAUUCCUUCACACCAGUUGCAUUCUCUCCUCAAGCUUCUGCUCAACCCCCACCAACAACCUUUUCACCAUCCUCUACUAUUGUCUCCUCUGUUUCCACUGCUAUUUCUUCAUCUUCCUCCUCCUCUAUUUCUACAUCUUCUCUGGAUAAACUAACUGAAUCUUUACUAAACAAGUGGAAACCAGAGCCAUCAGGAUCAAAGGUGUCCAAGAACAAAGAGCCUGAAAUGAGCCCUGAAGCAAAAUCCCACCCAAAGCUCACGCUCAUGCAGCUGCUUCUUGAGCGCAGAAAUAAUGAGAUAGUCAAUAAAAACACAGCUAACCAGGAUUCGCCACUUGACAUAAGUAUGGCCGCCAUGUCUCGAGGCCAGCCAAAGGGACUGGUGCCCUGGGAGGAGACCAGGACAAAAAGCCCUAUAGAAAGACCUGUUGCCCCAGCCCAGCCUCUCUACCCACUCAGUCGGGACCCAAGUGGUGCAUUAUCCCCGUACUCCUACCCCUCCCCACAUGUCCAGUCUAGCCCACUGGAUUUGUGUAAGUCUAAGACAUGCCCUUCUGAAAAGUCUUCAGAGCCUGCCUUCAGUGCCAGUAAGCUAUUACAGAAUCUGGCUCAGUGUGGCCCUGCUUCCUCCUCCCCACCCAUCCCCCCCAGCGGGCUGAGCCAGGAGCAAGAUGGCAGCAGGCCCCUUGCUCUAUUGGAAAGGCUCAAUGCUCCAAUCCCCAGGACCACCACCACCACUCCACUCUCAGAUGGACCCUCAGGUAGUGGCACACCUUUAAGUCACAAGGAAGCCUCUCCUCCUUCAUCACAGAUAGAGAACCUUCUAGAAAGGCGCACUGUUUUGCAACUCCUUCUCGGAACAGGCUCAGCUGCUUCCACAGUGAGCCGCAAAGAAAGGCCCAGUGGUUGUGGUAGAAGGAGUGUAGAGAUGGCUGGAGGAAGCUAUGAUAAAAUCCCUGGUGCUGUCUGUGACAGCUCCAAUGGGCCCCCUUUGGAUGUCAAGGUCAAAACGGAGAUCAUGGAGGAGGUGGGGCCGUCUUCAGCCAUUUUUGAGGAGUCAAGUGGCAGAAAGAGACCUAGCAGUUAUGAGAUGAGCAGUCCCCUGUCUGAUACUCAACAGGACUUUAAAACAGAACCACGGCCUACAGAGGUCAUAGCAAAAUAUGGACUCCUCAGCCAGUUGCUUAAACAACAGACUGCUACCUAUUAUACCAGUGCUGCUAUGAAGGCUGAGGUACAGCCUAGACAGGUUAAGGAGGAACAGAGGGAGUAUCCGAGCCCCAGUCCUAAGAAGAGACGCAUCUGCACUGAUCGGACUGAUUGUUUGAAUAAUACCAGCUCUAUAAGAGUAAAAGACAGUGGUGACAAAAACUUUUUUGCCCCUCCACCUGUUCAGGACGAGCCUGUACAGCAGAGGAGUCCAAAGGAAGAAGUGGCUCCACCCAGGAGCCCACCAAGUGAGGCCCUAACCAGAGAGAGCCGGGGUUUCAAUGUGCUCAAACAGCUGCUGCUCUCAGAUAACUGCCUGAAGGAGCUGUCCCAGCAGCCUCGGGGGACACCCAGUCCUUCUGUCUUGCAGGCUAAUGGCAAGGCCAAUGGCAGCAUUCUCAGUCAGCCUUCACAUAAUCACAGCUUCCUCCACCUUCCCAGCUGGCACCCUCAUGGCUCCCUCAACUCAGGGCUUCCGAGUAAUCUUAGACCACUGCCCACACCCCCUCAAGGUGACAGCCAUGUACGAACCCCCUGGAGCCACAACCCUGCUCCAUGGCCAGUGACUCAAAAGCGGGACCCCCCUACUCUUGUCAAACAGGAGCCUGAGAGCCCUGUGCGAUGGAGUAGUCAUGAGAAUGAGGAGGAGGAGGACGAGGAGGAGGGUUGUGACUCAAACCUGGACUCUCCACGGCUCUCACGUUCUAACCCGAUCUUAUAUUACAUGUUGCAGAAGGGCAGCAUUCAGCUGAGGAAGGAGGUGAGGGAUCAGGCGGAGGGAACCCAGUCUGUGGUCAGAGUUAAAGAAGAGCCAAUCAGUGACAUGCAUGCUUAUGAACACAGUCUGAGCUCUACCCCACAAUCACCAACCCAUAAUGACAAGCACAGCCAAGAGAGCCAGGGGCUGAGCCAAUCAUCUGAAUAGAAGUUGUAUCAACUGAAAAAAAAACUGAGUGGAAUCCAAAAUCAUUGACUCUUUUAUUCCUUUUUUUAAUGACUUGCCAAAUUGAUUUGAUGAUACAAAAAAUAAAGUACAAAACAAUGUUUUUUUAAAAGUGGAAUAGAGCAAGUUCAAAUUGAAAUGCAUACUUCAAAUGCAUUAUGCAUUGGUUUAGCAGUUUUUAAAAGUGAGGUCAUGGAGUGGUUAAAAACAGGUCUGUCUAAUUGAUUCAACGAAAACUACACAACGGACAAAAAUUGACUUUUCCCUGUCAUCUUGCAUAAUAUAUAUUUCAUUUUGUGAUCAAUGAAGUCCUCCUUUACAAUUUGAUCUUGUUUUACACUUCUUAUUUAUAUCUGAAUCGUACACAUAUCACUAUUCCAUGUCCUCUUUGUUGCUCACCAUAAAACAUUUAGAAUGAACAUUUCCGGCAACAUUUAUUAUUAAUGACUCCAAAAAUGUUAGUGCUCAGUUCAGUGAGACAUUUAUUUAUUUUCUCCAUCAGAACAUUGCAGACAGAAAACUCCCCAUCAAUUUUAGAUAAGAUUCCAAAUAAAGUCAUUCUAGGGCAGACACAGCAGUCUAUUACAACAACUUACAUGAUAAAUUUAUUCAAAGGAGGACCUUGAAAAUAAUGUUCACACUGCAAUAGCUUCAGUGAGGAUCCAACAUGAUGAAUGCUUUGUCUAGCUUUUUCCUCAAGAUUCAUGUUGUGGUAUAAUAACCAACGGAGUGAGAAUAUAUCAAUGGAGAUUUGAAUGGUCACACCUCAUUGGGUUAUGCUUUUUAUUUAAAUUGAACCUUUGAGGGCAGUAUUCGACAAUGCAAAUUCUGGGUGACAUGUUUGCAAGCUCUGCAGGUUUCAGCAGAUGGGUCAACACAGCAUGUGUGGGCGCUUACAGUUGAGCAACUGUAUGUAAACAGGUUUCUAGAGCAACAGUUAAAAAGGCCACAGUGUCUGAGUGACUUAUCUCACCAUCCUGGGUAAACCGACACAACUUUGCUUCAUACAAACACAAAGUGAGUUGAAAGCACACAGCUUUGUUUUUACAUUUCAUUCAAUGAGCAGCCAGAGUUUGCACUGUCAAAGCUGAGUCCUCACUAUCCUUUUCAUAAUAAUUUAAUGGCAUGUUUAAAAAAAGAAUGUCAGUAUUGUUAUCUGUUGAGAAUUUGACGGUUUGUGAUUUAUUUUUUCAUAAUUUCUUAACUGUUGUGGUUUUUCAGACAUCUUUUGUUUCCGUGGCAGUCUCUAAACCCAUAAAAUGUCAAAAGAAUUGCAUGAUAAGAGAAUACCACAGGUACAUCUUUGUUUUCAAAGCAGCUGGAUAAGUGUACCUGACCCCAAUAAUCAGCAAGACAUUUCGGUGUCUUGAGGGAUACCUGCUAUCUAGCUCCUUAUUUUGAUUGUACUGUAUUUUUUCAGUUAAUUUCACACACAACGCUUUAUCCAUUUAGUCUUGUGAUCUUUUUAAUACAUAUACCCAUGAAAUAUGUCUCUGCGAUUAUUAAUACAUUUUCACAAUGGUUAAAUAUAUUUGUGUAAAUAGUACUUUCAGUAUGAAAGAUGACUAUUUUGUAAUGUUUAAGAAAAGAUAUUACCCUAGUUUUUAAUGCCCUGAUAUGUAAAUAUGAAUUAUAUGCGUACAAGUGUACAUACAAAGGCAGAGGAUGCUAUGCCCAUCUUUUUUUGGUUGGUUUGUUCUUUGCAUGUGUCUCUAUGUGGUAAAUGAUAAUCUAUCCUGCGCUGUGUUGUGUAAUAAUGUCUGACUCUCCUCACUGCUGCCUGUUGCAUGCAGACGCAUGGGAACUACCUGUGUAUCCCUACUGGUGAUGGGGGAAAAUGUCAAGUCUUAAAAUAGGUCUUUUUUAUCACAGAGAGAGGUUCGUUUAGAAACUGAACAGUCCCUAAAUAACCACAGACUGUUAAGCAAGUUGAUUAAAAUGUGUGGAAAAUAAACGUGCAUUGAAUAUUUUUGUGAUUUUCUUUUCUGUUACUGGUUAACAAAGCUCUGUGGAAGAGCUUGGGGCUAUAGUGGGGGAUUGACGUACAAUCAUAGAUCUGCAUUGUGCAUCUAAGAAAUACAUUUGUAGCAGCAAAUAUAAAAAAGGUGUUUCAUUUUUUUCAUGUGAAGACCUGGAACAUUAUUUCAUUUUUUAUGUUUUCAUUUUUGGUGUUCAUUUGCACUGAUAUCUCAGAAAUAAAGUACUAAAAUGCAUGACCUAGUA